Molecule: messenger RNA, 2001 nt
Organism: Sus scrofa (pig)
Lineage: Eukaryota; Metazoa; Chordata; Mammalia; Artiodactyla; Suidae
Gene: CYP26C1
Product: cytochrome P450 family 26 subfamily C member 1
Biological process (GO): sterol metabolic process
Molecular function (GO): oxidoreductase activity, acting on paired donors, with incorporation or reduction of molecular oxygen; monooxygenase activity; heme binding
Source: RefSeq, a predicted model, not a curated record
GGUGGGCGAGGGUCUACAGCCUGGGUGAGCGCAGCUCUCGUUGGCAAUACCGGUGAGUUGCUCCUCUCUUUGCCCUCCUUCGCUGCUUCUAUCUAGGGUGCUGACUGGGGAGGAGGUGGGAGGUACCCGGCGCGAGCGAUCCCGAGGCAGCUGGCACCCCCGCGAGGAGGUGGCAUUUUGGCCCAGGAGCCGUCGGACUCCGGGAAAAGUCCUGAGCUCUUGUCUCGAUGAAGGCGCGUUUCCUAAGGGCGCGUGGUCACUGCCGCCCUCCGCUGCUGGUCUGCUUUUAGAGCGAAGUCCCUGUCCGAGGUGGUAAAUCUGUUUGGGUCCCCAAGCCCCAGGCCCUUUCCGCAGGGAACAGGUGAGCACUGGGAGCUGUCGGCGCCCCAGCUCCUGCGCUCUCAGAGGGGCCUGGGCCCUCGAAGGCUCGCCAUGUUCCCCUGGGGGCUGAGCUCCCUGUCGGUGCUCGGGGCGGCGGGCACCGCUCUCUUGUGCGCCGGACUGCUGCUCAGCCUGGCCCAACAUCUCUGGACCCUCCGUUGGACGCUGAGCCGGGACCGAUCCUCUGCCCUGCCCCUGCCCAAAGGCUCCAUGGGUUGGCCCUUCUUCGGGGAAACGCUGCACUGGUUAGUUCAGGGCUCGCGCUUCCAUAGUUCCCGGAGGGAGCGCUACGGAACCGUGUUCAAGACGCACCUGCUGGGCAGGCCCGUGAUCCGCGUGAGCGGCGCAGAGAACGUCCGCACAAUCCUGCUGGGGGAGCAUCGCCUUGUGCGCAGCCAGUGGCCGCAGAGCGCGCAUAUCCUAUUGGGCUCACACACUCUGCUCGGCGCGGUCGGUGAGCCGCACCGGCAGCGGCGCAAGAUCCUGGCUCGAGUGUUUAGCCGCGCGGCCUUGGAGCGCUACGUGCCUCGUCUGCAGGGGGCGCUGCGGCGUGAGGUGCGCUCCUGGUGUGUUGCCCGAGGGCCGGUUGCUGUCUACGAGGCCGCCAAAGCGCUCACUUUUCGCAUGGCCGCGCGUAUCCUACUGGGCCUACGGCUAGAGGAGGAGCAGUGCUCGGAGCUGGCCCGGACUUUCGAGCGGUUCGUGGAGAACCUCUUCUCGCUGCCCCUAGAUGUGCCCUUCAGCGGCCUGCGCAAGGGCAUCCGGGCACGGGACCAGCUGCAUCGGCACCUGGAGGAGGCCAUUGCAGAGAAACUUCAUGAAGACAAGGCUGCAGAGCCAGGUGAUGCUCUGGCUGGCAUCAUCCACAGCACCAGGGAGCUGGGCCAGGAGCUCUCAGUGCAGGAGCUGAAGGAGUCAGCUGUGGAGCUCCUCUUCGCCGCUUUCUUCACCACGGCCAGUGCCAGCACGUCCCUCGUCCUGCUACUUCUGCAGCACCCGGCGGCCAUUGUCAAGAUCCGGCAGGAGCUGGCGGCGCAGGGACUGGGGCGCGCGUGCGGCUGCGCGCCGGGGGCCUCGGGGGGCGGCGCGGGGCCCCGGCCCGACUGCGGCUGCGAGCCGGACCUCAGCUUGGCAGCGCUGGGCCGCCUGCGCUAUGUUGGCUGCGUGGUCAAGGAGGUGCUGCGCCUCCUGCCGCCCGUGUCCGGGGGCUACCGCACAGCCCUGCGCACCUUCGAGCUCGAUGGCUACCAGAUCCCCAAGGGCUGGAACGUGAUGUAUAGCAUCCGAGACACGCACGAGACCGCUGCGGUGUACCGCAGCCCCCCUGAGGGCUUUGACCCCGAGCGCUUCCACACUGCGGGCGAGGACGCGCGGGGCGCCGCUGGCCGCUUCCAUUACAUCCCGUUCGGCGGUGGUGCGCGCAGCUGUCUCGGCCAGGAGCUGGCGCAGACGGUGCUCCAGCUGCUCGCCGUGGAGCUGGUGCGCACGGCGCGCUGGGAACUGGCCACGCCUUCCUUCCCCGCCAUGCAGACCGUGCCCAUAGUGCACCCAGUGGACGGGCUGCGGCUCUUUUUCUACCCGCUUGCGCCUUCGGCAGCGCAGGAUGGACGACGCCUCUGA